Letharia columbiana is the source of this 3846-nucleotide messenger RNA. RefSeq lists its product as uncharacterized. The transcript has 2 exons. The record is from RefSeq and is a predicted model, not a curated record. NCBI's taxonomy places the organism in Eukaryota, Fungi, Ascomycota, Lecanoromycetes, Lecanorales, Parmeliaceae. Bases 1 to 3846 code for a protein of 1281 amino acids.
AUGGUUGCUCAACGACCUUCAGCGGCUUUCGACCCCAUUCCCCCAGACCUCGAUCUUGCCUCUCUAAUUGAGGAUACUCCAAACUUUGAGUACGUAACGAGAAUAUCAUGUGAAAUGAUCGAGGCCCAAGGCUUAGAAGCCUUUGACAAAUUGGUCUUGCUGCACGUCAUCCUUGGAGGAAAGCCCCUCGUCGUCGAAGGUUUCCAACACCGCCUAGAUGAGUGGACCUUCACAACUCAAUGGCUGCAAGAUAACUGUGGAAGAAAAUUCGAACAAGCACGCAAUCUGAGCAAGCAGCAGAACAUGACCCUCUCAAUUGCUCAUUAUCUCAACAACAUGUCGAAGCUCACUGACCAAUGGAACCGACAAAAUUACAAGGAACGCGAUCGUCAGAGAAUAUAUCUGAAAGACAUUGACUGUCCUCAGAUAUGGCACGACAAGCUACAGGAACAGGUUCCGCCAAGCGUUUUCUACCUCAAUGAAAGCAUUGGUGAUUUUGGCGGGCCAGGGUCAAUAGAGGAACACAAUUCAGGCAAUAUGAAAGGGCUAGGUGUCGCCAGAGCUGGGGACCUGAUGAGCUGUCUUCCUCCGUCCAUGAGAGCAGAUAACAUGAUGUGCUAUAUCGGCCAUGAGGGCACAUACACACCUGCGCAUCGAGAGAUGUGUGCCAGCCUAGGACAAAAUCUGAUGGUGGAGACUUCAGGCCUCAAAGAUGGACAUGGCAAGCCUACGAAACCCGGUUCAUCGAUAUGGUUUAUGACGGAAACCAAUGACCGACACACCGUGUCCGAGUAUUGGUUAGCAACCUUGGGCCAUGACAUCGAGGUAGAGUCGCAUUUUGCCCAAGUAAACGCCUGGAAAGCUGCACCAUUCAAAACAUACAUCGUGGACCAAAGAGUUGGAGACUUUGUCCUCAUUCCUCCGUUAGCUCCACAUCAAGUAUGGAAUCGUGGAACGGUUACUAUGAAAGUGGCUUGGAAUCGAACAACAGUUGAGACCCUCGAAAUGGCCAUGCACGAGGCACUACCGCGAGCAAGAAUUGUCUGCCGAGAUGAGCAGUACAAGAACAAAGCCAUUGUUUAUUUUGCUUUGAUAAAAUACUCAGAUCUCCUGAAGCAGGCUGAUACGCAGAGACAAUUGGCACCAAGUCAUCACGCACGAAUGGAAAUUGACUAUAGUCCGAAGAUACGCCAGCUUCAGAAAGACUUCAAGCGCCUCUUCGCUCUAUAUACGACAAUCCUGCUCUCUGAAAUGCUGGCUCCUGUUUCUCCAUCUGAGAAACGAGGUCAGUAUCUUCCCUACGAGAGCUUCGUCACAUGCUCAUACUGUCGUUGUAACAUUUUCAACCGAUUUCUGACUUGUACCACCUGUAUCAUAACCUUGGAGAAUGGGGACGAAGAUACAUAUGACAUCUGCAUGGAAUGUUUUGCCAUGGGCCGCAGCUGCAGCUGUCUAUCGAAGUACAAAUGGGUGGAGCAAUUUCCCUGGCAAGAGCUUGUACAGAAACAUGACAAGUGGAGACACCAGAUCAUUAAAUUCGAAAAUGGUAUAAGUGAUAAGUCUCCUCAGCCUUUGGAUGUGGAGAGAAGGAACUUGGGUAAGAAGACAUUGGCUCAAGUUUGUCAAGAGCAAUUGAAGAUCCGACCUUGGAGUGAUCCCGCAAAUCCAUUACCCUCGCUGACAUCGUUCGAGAAAAGAAAUCUACAAGAAGUCGGUGUUCCCAAGAAAGCGGAUGACGAAAUUGAAGUAGACGACGAAGGGAAUAUUAAAAAGCCAAAGAAACGCAAUUUUGACAAACUUGGCAAGGAGUAUGCAAGAGAUCACGUCUCGCAACACCCAGAAUACCGAUGGAAGCUGGCGACCUGCACCAAAUGCGAUCGUCACUACGGCUAUGGCAGCCUAUUCCGUGGGUUCGACUUGAUGCCAUUGACUGUGAUGGAAGAUCCGAAUUGGGAGUGUCCACAUUGUCUCAAAAUAUGUUCUGUUGCAAAGUGUAGCACAGUUGCCGGGUUCAAACCAUACGAACCCAGUGGUACAAUGCUUGGACAUGAUACGAGGAAAGUCGCGGAUCCAAGAAGCGUCGAGAGUCUUGUUGAUUUCAGUGUUUCGAAUGGGACAUGGAUCAAGAAGACCGGAGAUGACCAUCCACAAGACAACAGACGACUAAGUCGACGAAAAGACGAGGCGGAACAAAUCAAGGCCAGAGAUCCGGCAUUGAAUGAUAACUAUGUGGACGAAGAAGAACCCACUCGAGUGAACGGUCAAAGCCAACACCUCGAUUCUGGCACCAAGUCUACGGAACCUGGUAUCCCGAUUGACCCCAUGCUUAGUAUGCAUCAGCCCAGUGUGCACAUGAAUGGAAAUUCGAUGGAGAGAGGCACAGACACAAACCGCGUCCAAUCGUCCAAUCGAGCCCAGAUCAGAGGCCGAGAUAGGUCAAGCAGUGUAUCUUCAUCGGAUGACGAAAUGGACUGGGAAAAAAAUCAACGAGAUAUGACCUCGGAAACUCGACGCCCUUACCACAUGGCGCCAAUGGCGAACAUGAUCAACCAAAACAAUCAAGGCCAGCGUUUCACAAGCAAUGGGAUUGCGUACGAGUAUCCAGAUCCGACCAUGUCUCAGUCCUCACCCUCAAAGCAACCAAGCAAUUACCUGCAACCGAACACGCCAAAACAAAAUGUGGGGAAACUAGUGGAGAGUGACGUUGUACUGCCACCACGACCUAACGAUCCCCAGCCCCCUCACCUUACUCAGCUCGAGCAAAUGCUUGAAGAUGCAAAGCUAGGUGAUCGGUACAUCCGUACUGAAGCAUCAAUCACGGGAAAGAGCCUACGAGUCAAGUUGCUAAUCCCCAAACCCAAAUUAGCCACCGUCCGUGCCACUCACCCACAAUCUAGAACAACGAACGAGAUCCAGGCCAUCAGGAAAGAAGCGCCGGUUAUAUUACAGUCAGACUUGCCCUCGAUCGCUCCCGCCGAGGUGCCUACUGCGCCACCCAAGAAGAGAAGAACACGAGAGGAGCUGGACGAGGAGUUCUCAACUCGAAAGCGGAAAGCUCCUAAAUCCUCGACAGCCUCAGCUCCGGCGAAAGAGACAAGGAAGACUUCGGUAAAGUAUACCGAGCCCUCCAGUGACUCGGAGGUUGUUCAAGAGGAAGCCAUCUCGUUCGUGCCAGUCAACAAACCUCAGGGGCCGCGGCCGUUACCCAAGUAUCUAGCCGAGCGACGCGAAGGCGAUCGAUCUCUUACAACGGACGAGCUUCCCAGUAGAAGGAAGUCUUCCCCACCUCAAGAGCCGCCAGCCCACCACCCAAGUGCACCGGAAAUCCAGCUCAAUCAUGAUCUCGAAUCUUCCCUCCCCCCGACUCAGUCCGCAACCAAAGCUCCAAGGCCACCUAAGCCAUCAAGAGUCUCAUUCGCAGAUGGAAUAGUGUCAGGGACGCAAGCUGCGGUUGAAGUACCCGAAUCGAAUACUGUUCCCGUGGGCUCUACGCAGAAACUCGCCGAAGAAAAUCGCAAGGCCAAGCUAAAAGCUCUUCAGUGGGCAAACGACGAGGACCAGGAAGAGGAGUCUUCUGAUUCAGACUCUUCUUCGACUUCAAGUGACGAGGAUUCACCACGGAAGCCGAACGGCAAAUUAUUGGCUGCACCGAAAUCCAUAUUCUCUAUGGGGAAGAAGAUCAAAAUCGUUGGGGCGGCAAAAAGUGCACCCACGAUCGUCGAAUCUUCCUUGAAAAAGAAGGGCGGCAGACCGAGAAAGUCAAUGCCUGCUGCCUUCGAGAGCACGGCUAUGAACAAGGCCCCCGCUGUUCGAGGUCGGGGCAGGCCAAGGAAGUCAGUGCCUUGA